AGAAAAAAUGGCUGGCUUCAUUCGAGGCAAGCAGGCCGGUAUCCAGAAUGACCUCUCCGCCGGACUGACGCCCGAGCAUGUCGCUAUCGAUGACAUCGAGCGCUAUGGAAUCAACAGUCAGAUAGGAGCCAUCGCAUACGACCCUGUGCAAUCACUGCUGGCAGUGGGCACAAAGGACAGCAAAUUCGGACCUGGACAAAUCUACAUCUUCGGCAGAGGCAGAGUGGCUGUCACACUAGAUCUACCUCAACGAGCAUCAGCCAAGCAGAUACAAUUCUGUGCCGACAAGCUUGUCUGUCUCGACUCAAAGAAUGACUUGUCGUUCUAUUCGCUGGAGGCGAAGAAACUUAUCGGAUCUCAUUCACCACCUGGUGUCGCUACAUGCAUCGCGACAGAUCCCGCACUGGACUAUGCCUUGAUUGGUAUGCAAUCUGGUGAUGUUCUUGCGUAUGACAUGGACAGGGAAGGAGCCGCUCCUUUCCGAAUCCCAAAUCUGUGGGCUGAGCGUGAUUCGAGAGUACGAGUGUCACCAGUCGUCAGCAUACAGUUCCAUCCUAGAGAUAUCGGAAAGCUGUUGAUCGGUUACGUUCAUGGUGCCGUCACCUUCUCCUUCAAGCUGAACCAAGCUCAAAAGUUCUUUCAAUACGAGAUCCCUGCCGGAGCACCGGGCGGUCAUGCAGACCCUUCUUCGUCGAAAACCCCUCGCUGGCCGAAACUGACCCAAGCAGUGUGGCAUCCUACUGGCACUUUCAUCUUGACAGGACACGAAGACAGCUCGAUGGUGUUUUGGGAUCCCAAAGAUGGCAGAAUCAUUUUGGCCAGAACGACUAGCGAGACACAUAUAAAUGUUCCAGGCAAGGGUGCCACGACUCUUGGACCGACCGUGUCAGUAAAAGAGCCCAUCUUCAAGGUUGCCUGGUGUGCAAACAAGGAUCCCGACGACACCGCGCUUCUUAUCGCUGGUGGUGCAGACACAACUAUGCCAACAAAAGGCAUGACAUUCUUCGAGCUGGGCCGAACCCCAAACUACGCUACUUCCAGUUGGGAUGUCCUUGCCGACCACUUGGAGUCACCACGCCGACAAAGAGUGCUGCCAACACCACCUAAUGCUGAGGUAGUUGAUUUCUGCCUCAUACCCCGAGAAUCGCCACAUUUUGCUGGCGCUCAAGAUCCUAUCGCCGUCUUAGCGCUUCUGUCUUCUGGAGAAGUAAUCACGCUCAGCUUCCCCAGCGGAAUACCCAUCACUCCAACCAAUCAGCUGCACGUGUCUAUGACUUUUGUUCAUCCGUUUAUCAGACGUGCAAAUGUCACUACUGUCGACAGAGUCAGAUGGCUCGGCAUGACCGAGACUCGCAAUCAAGGCCCUCAGAUCCUUAAGGGUGGCGUCGAGCAAACACAUCCUUUGAAGCGAUACGAAAACCGAAACAUCAUUCAAACAAUGCAUGCAGACGGGACGGUCAGGUUAUGGGACGCGGGUCACGGUGACGAGCUGGAAAAUGACAAGGUCCUCGAAGCAGGUGUCGGUCGAGCUGUGGGACGUAUCGAAGGUGUAGACAUCACCAAUACCUCUCUGGCGAGCGCGAGUGGCGAGUUCGCAGCAGGUACCAGGAGCGGUGAAGUUGCGGUCUUCCGCUGGGGUCACAACAGAAACUUUGGUCGUGAUGUGCCUCCAUCUGCCGGUGGAAACCGUCCUAAUGCUCUCACCAACAUCGUCGAUAGAGCCGAUCCAGGUCUGAAGGAGGGAUUGUGUCCAUUCACAUUGCUUGACUUGCAAAGUGGACCUGUCACUGCAGUCAAGGUCAGCGAGGUUGGUUUCGUUGCUGCUGCUUCGGAAGGAGGCAAACUUGCUGUCAUUGAUAUGCGUGGCCCUGCUAUCAUUCACCUUGGCACAACUGCCGAGUUUGGCAAAGGCGACAAACUCGGCACACUGCGUCGCAAGAGUAGUCAUCCGGCAGAUAAGCCAGAGUGGGUGACAAAAUUGGAGUUUAGUGACGAAAACUACUCCAGUGUAAAUCUGCAUGCCGGUACUAAUCUAGGUCGAUUAGCAACCUUCAAGCUCAUCCCUGACAGCAGUGGACGUUACUGCGUCGAUUUCAAGGGUGUCACGUCCUUUGAUGGUCGCAUCAUCCACAUAUCACCCGUCGACACCCACACGGGCAGACCGGCAUCCGCAACCCCUGACGCUGUAGCCAAUCUUCGUAACGGCGUCAAGACUGAUGGUGUCCUCGUCGCCGUAACCACAGCCGAAGCACGCAUCUUCCGCCCGGCCACCUCAAAGGGCGCUCACAAGACCUUUGACAGCUACUCUUGCGAGUCAGCAGCUGUUGUAAGAUUUCAGGAUCAGGGUUACGUGCUUGUUGGGCUGUUCAGUGAUGGCACCGUGCGUGCGUAUACACUACCUGCGCUGAGAGAGCUGAAUUCGAUCAACAUAUCGCAUGUCCUGGACACCAGACGUUUUGCCGAUUCCAUAAUCAUCCCCAACGGCGACAUUUUUGGCUGGACCGGUCCUUCAGAGAUGGCUCUAAUCAACAUGUGGGGAACAGGCCAACUACUACAAACUCUUCAACCCCGAAGCCCUCAUCCCUCCUCGCCCUACAAUCUCAAACUUCCAAUGGGUAGCGGGAACCCAAUACUCGGCGGCCCCUCCCGUNNCCCCCCCUCCAAACGCAUGCUAGCCCAGACUCGCGCAGACGAAGCAUCCCGUCUCGCCGCGUCCCGCCGGCCCGCCUCUGCCUCGUCUUCCUCAGCUCAAGGCGCCAAUGAAGGAUGGGGUGCAUACAUGCAGCGACAGCUGCAGGAAAGAACGGAAAAACUUAACAUCAUGGGCGACUCGAUGGAGAAUCUUGAGAAUAAUAGUCAAGGGUGGGCGGAUGAUGUGAGUAAGUUUGUCAGUAAACAGAAGCGGGGGGCGAUGACUGGGUUGAUCAAGAAAGGAUUUGGGUUU
This is a messenger RNA of Aureobasidium uvarum, 2944 nucleotides long. The record is from the annotation of a GenBank genome assembly. Lineage: Eukaryota; Fungi; Ascomycota; Dothideomycetes; Dothideales; Saccotheciaceae.